This is a messenger RNA of Drosophila innubila, 799 nucleotides long. RefSeq lists its product as uncharacterized. Bases 66 to 791 code for a protein of 241 amino acids. The transcript is spliced from 5 exons. The record is from RefSeq and is a predicted model, not a curated record. Lineage: Eukaryota; Metazoa; Arthropoda; Insecta; Diptera; Drosophilidae.
AAUAAAACAAACAUUUAUUUUUUUUAUCAAUAAUAUCCAUAUCCAUCUGGUAACUCUUUUUGGUGAUGAGAUCAUUGUUGCACUGGGCAGCACUGCUGCUCUUUGCGCUCCUGCUCCAUCUAACGGAUGCAUGGAUGAAGUACAACAGUUACACGGCAACCAGCAGGAAGCGCACAGAUCUACGCCGGAAGUGUCCAAAUGUGCGCGCCAUACGCAACUUUGAUUUGGAGCUGAUGAUGGGAAACUGGCACGUGGUGCAAUAUUAUGCAUCCACCGAGGAACUGCCGGAAUACGCCUGCAUGCGCAGCAACUUUGCCUUCUCCACUGAGGAUCAGCAUAUUACUAUGAACUUUAGCUAUAUCUUCGCUGAGGAUCCGUUGCGGGAAAAGCUACAAGGCAACAUUACUUGGUUAAUACCAGACUUUGGUACACCCGGCCACUGGAUGCACACAGAAGAUAUUUAUGAGGGCAUAUACAACACUUAUGUCCUGGAUACAGACUAUCAAAAUUGGGGUCUAAUUAUGCACUGCGCCGAGAAGAAGAAGCAUCCGCGUUAUUUGUCCGCUUUGUUGCUCUCACGGGAAUCUACGCUGGGAGACAAUGUGGUAACCUUUCUGAGAGAGAAAUUGCCACGCUAUGAUAUUGAUUUAUCUUUCAUGUUUGCCAUAAAUCAAACUUCGUGCGAGCAUCUGAUGGAGUCGAGUAAAGACGAUCCACUGGCGUAUAUUGUAAAUGAACAUCAAAACUCUCAAGAUACAUUUAAAGUUAUAAAUAAACCAGACACUAACUAAUCAAAAUG